AUGGCGGAUGCUUUCUCGCUGGCGAAUCACGAUUUUGCCGAUGCCAGUAUUGUCCGGCUGGAAGUUGGCUCGGCGGAUGCAAUCAAAAGCCUCUUUGUUCAUGAGGCAGUUGUUUGCGCGGUGUCUCCAGUUCUGAAAGCGGCUUUCCAGGGCAACUUCAGGGAAUCUCAGCAGAAGGUCUGCACGCUCGAGGAUACAGAUCUUGCAACCGCGAAUGCAUUAGUACAAUGGCUAUAUACCCGGAAAACCUUCUGCUUGGACACCAAGGAAGGAAAAGACGCCCAAACUUAUUACCUUGAAACGGCUCGGCUCUAUGUUUGCGCCUGUAAAUACAUGAUAUCGAGUCUCAUCGAGUCGCUAGAACACGACAUUGCUCACGCGCCAUAUGACGUUCCGUACGCAGACAGCGUCUCUCUGGUCUAUAAAAACACGCCGCCUUCAUCAGGUUUGCGCAAAAUUUACACAGCCUGCUACGCCUCACAUACGGCUCUCGAUGAAUGGUUUGGAUCUGACAGCUGCAUGGAGCUUUUUGCAAGCUGUCCAGAUUUCGCCGCAGAUCUGGCAAUAGCAUUUGCACGGCGAUUAAAGGACCCGAACAAAGCAUGCCAUUUACACCAGCUCUUAGGUAUGACAACAUGCGUUAAGCCAUUCAUUUAG
Messenger RNA from Bacidia gigantensis, 657 nucleotides. RefSeq lists its product as uncharacterized. Bases 1 to 657 code for a protein of 218 amino acids. NCBI's taxonomy places the organism in Eukaryota, Fungi, Ascomycota, Lecanoromycetes, Lecanorales, Ramalinaceae. The record is from RefSeq and is a predicted model, not a curated record. Gene Ontology annotation, molecular function: protein binding. The transcript is spliced from 2 exons.